Messenger RNA from Athalia rosae (coleseed sawfly), 1099 nucleotides. It is a transcript of the gene Jwa, whose product is annotated as PRA1 family protein 3. Lineage: Eukaryota; Metazoa; Arthropoda; Insecta; Hymenoptera; Athaliidae. The transcript is spliced from 4 exons. Gene Ontology annotation, cellular component: membrane. Bases 273 to 941 code for a protein of 222 amino acids. The record is from RefSeq and is a predicted model, not a curated record.
UAAUCGGUGCUAAAAUGAAUCUGAAAUCUCAGUGCCGGUCAUCGUCGUCAUUCGCAACAGUACUCACUGCUUUCCUUGACAAUUAGGGGUCGUUUUCCAUGGCGUUCUAUACAUCUCAUUUCUUCGUAAUUUUUGUUGGUCAUUAUUCCUUGUCUUGUCCAGCCUAGUACCGAAACGCCACCAUAAAUCUCAAAGUAAUUAGAGUAUCUGAAGUCACAUCCUUAUAAUCGGAUAGAAUAAGAGGAUACUUCGGAAAAACCCCUCCAAUAGAAAUGAAUAAGGUAAAGAGUGGAAGUUUGGGCAGCUCCGAUGAUCUUGAGAUCCCACCUCUUCGAGGACUCGAUGACUUCCUGAUGGAGUCAGCUAGAUUUCAAAUACCGAACUUCAAGGAUCUAGAUAAAUGGGGUAAUAGGGUGGUCAACAAUCUAUUUUAUUAUCAGACAAACUACUUUUUCAUGUCAGUCAUUAUCUUCCUGAUAGUUGGGCUGAUUCACCCAGUGAAAAUGUUCGUCGGUGCUCUCUCGAUGUGUGUUGCCCUUGGACUAUUUGCUUACAUUUCAUCUGAGGGACGUGCGAUUCACCGUAUCAAGAAAGACUACCCCGCUCAAGGAAUCGGUCUUGUUCUUUUGGCUGCUGGGUUUUUAGCCUACACUGUUGGCUCUCUUCUGGUAUUUUUAAUGGGAAUUCUGCUACCUUUUUCGGUGACGUUUAUCCAUGCCUCGAUGAGACUCCGCAGUAUGAAGAAUAAAAUAGUAAACAAGAUGGAAGGACUUGGACUAAAACGCACACCGAUGGGCGUUCUUCUCGAGCAGCUCGGUUAUCUAGCGUCCGGAAUACCGGGACUGAGGAUGAAGAACGAUGCGAAUGAAUUCGUUGCUGAAGGUACGAGACCAUUUUUAGCGAAAAACCGUAGUGGAUAUACCCGUCUUUUUGACAGCUGACCCGACCAUAUACGGUACUAAAUACUUCCGGCUUCCAGGAAUCGUGUCGACAAAAAUUAUCAGUUGAUUCGCGUAAAAAUGGACAGAAAAGUUUCCGGUACCUCCUGUAGACUUAAUCCCACGUGAUUCAAUUUCAAUAAAAAAAAGGUAUUUUUUGA